AUGCUGCCACUCACGUUGCUUGCGCUCGUCGUGGGCAGCGCAGAGCAAGCAUUUGCUCUACGUUCAAGCAAUGUACCCGAAGAUCUGUUUGCAUAUCCCAAGUAUUCGAUUCACUUUCUCAAUGGCCAGCCAGUCCUGAAUGACACUGCACAACGCUGGCUCCAGGAUGGUGUCGUCGACCAAGACGAGUUUCUCGGCCACAAAACAUCUUCCCAAGACGCUUCCAAGCUCUUCAAGAGCAUUGCUGGUGGCCCUGAGGAUGCUGAGCUGGCACCAGCAGCGGCCAGUCCACCCAACGACGCUCCCAGCCACCCACCCACCCUUCAAAAGAUGAAACUUGGCUCUUCAGACUAUCUCUGUCUCUUGCCGUCCCCACCAGACGUUCCCUCGUCCGACGACGACUCCCAGCAGGCACCCCAGCCGAUUCGCGCAUGGGAAUUGCUGCAGCCUCUGGAAGGCACAUGUCUCUAUCAUCGCCAAGGGUGGUUUAGCUAUGCAUAUUGUCAUGGACGCCACGUUAGGCAAUUCCGAGAGCUCGAGCCGAAUCUCCCAUUCGGACUAAAGACACCAGCCGAGGAUCCAAACGAGCCCGCGUACAUGCUCGGACAUGCUCCCACGCCAGCAGCAACAACGCCAAAUGACGACGACCAAGGCAAGACGCAGCACUUGUCCGUCGCGGAUCGCACUGCACUCGCGAACCGACUCGAGCUCGCCAGAGGUGCAGGUCAACGCUAUCUCAAUCUGCACAUGGGUGACGGCACCGUAUGCGAUAAAUCUGGACAGCCGCGUCAAGUCAACGUUCAGGAGCACAAGACGUGCUCGUACACACUCCUUAUCCAUACCCCUCGAUUGUGUAAUGAACCAGGGUUCAAGGACCCACGAGACGACCUCCCGGACACACCCCUCCACUGCCGCAAAAUCGUCGACACACUCGAUGGCACAGACCCGACACUCCCAGCCUCUUCAUCCCCCUUUGAACGUCGCAAACCUAAACCACUCCCUGCGCCCCGAAAGGAAAGAGCCAAAGGCAAGGACAAGGACGGCGGGGGAAGAUGA
Molecule: messenger RNA, 1056 nt
Organism: Serendipita indica DSM 11827
Lineage: Eukaryota; Fungi; Basidiomycota; Agaricomycetes; Sebacinales; Serendipitaceae
Source: the annotation of a GenBank genome assembly